Molecule: messenger RNA, 5983 nt
Organism: Alosa alosa (allis shad)
Lineage: Eukaryota; Metazoa; Chordata; Actinopteri; Clupeiformes; Clupeidae
Gene: taok1a
Product: TAO kinase 1a
Exons: 21
Coding region: 621-3785 (1054 amino acids)
Biological process (GO): protein phosphorylation; execution phase of apoptosis
Molecular function (GO): protein kinase activity; ATP binding
Source: RefSeq, a predicted model, not a curated record
AAAAGAGGGCGGAACUGGCGUUCCAGGAACAGACGGGAAGAGGAGGGGAGAGAAAAUCACAGUCCCAACACAAACAGUGAAAUAUAACUGCAAACUCCAUCUAAUACUGCGAGGCCUGUAAGCCAUCGGACUUCUCACAGGGCGUGGUUGCAGCUAGUUUUUAGAUUGUUUUUAGGAGUGUUCCCUCAUAUUUUCCUCGUCGGAUUUGACACGGAGGGAGUGAGUUGCCUGGCCGCCAUCUUUAGGACUUGUCUGUGAGGGGGAAAUCAAGCUUCUGGGCCACCGUUAGCCCUGGGGUGGAGUUUUAACAUUGUCAACUAGCAAAAUCAGGAACGUUAAGUUAAAAUCAAACCCUGUCGAUUAAAUACGCGUCAAAACUCGAUCGAAGGCCAGUUUGGACCUUCAUCAGACUUAUCCUAACUCUGAUCUGGAUGGACAGCACUUCUUGAUUCCAGGCAAUAUUCAGUCCUCUUAAAACUGGCCUGUCGGACGGGUGUGGAUCUGCAUGCAGCCGCUGUCCUGCAGAUGAGCCGUCGGUGGGGGCUGUCGCGUCGCAGUCGCAGACCCAGAUAGUUGCUGGUGGCUGUGCUGCGGCCCCUCGCCCGCCCCCCGCUCCCAGCAUGCACAAGGGCAUCCGCGCCGGGAGCCUCAAGGACCCCGACAUCGCCGAGCUCUUCUUCAAGGAGGACCCCGAGAAGCUCUUCUCCGACCUCCGUGAGAUAGGCCAUGGCAGCUUCGGCGCCGUCUACUUUGCUCGGGAUGUGCGGACCUCAGAAGUGGUGGCCAUCAAGAAGAUGUCCUACAGUGGGAAACAGUGCAAUGAGAAAUGGCAAGACAUCAUUAAAGAGGUGAAGUUUCUUCAGAAAAUCCAGCACCCCAACAGUAUUGAGUAUAAAGGGUGCUACCUGCGUGAGCAUACAGCAUGGCUGGUAAUGGAGUACUGCCUGGGAUCCACCUCGGAUGUUUUAGAGGUGCACAAGAAGCCAUUACCAGAAAUAGAAAUAGCAGCAAUUACUCAUGGUGCACUGCAAGGGUUGGCCUACCUUCACUCCCAUAAUAUGAUUCACAGAGACAUCAAGGCGGGGAACAUCCUGCUGACCGAGCCGGGGCAGGUGAAGCUGGCGGACUUCGGCUCGGCCUCCCUGGUCUCCCCAGCCAACUCCUUUGUGGGGACUCCAUAUUGGAUGGCCCCUGAGGUGAUCCUGGCCAUGGACGAGGGGCAAUAUGAGGGCAAGGUGGACAUCUGGUCUCUGGGGAUCACCUGUAUUGAAUUAGCUGAGAGGAAACCUCCCCUCUUCAACAUGAAUGCCAUGAGUGCCUUAUACCAUAUAGCCCAGAAUGAGAGCCCCACGCUGCAGUCCAGCGAGUGGACGGAUUACUUUAGAAACUUUGUGGACUCCUGCUUGCAGAAGCUCCCUCAGGACAGGCCCACCUCUGAGGAGCUGCUCAAGCACGCGUUUGUCCAGCGUGAGCGGCCCGAGUCGGUGCUCAUGGACCUGAUCCAGCGCACCAAAGACGCCGUGCGCGAGCUGGACAACCUGCAGUACCGGAAGAUGAAGAAAAUCCUCUUCCAGGAGGCCCACAACGGCCCCACCACUGAGGUCGCAGAUGAGGAGGAGGAGACGGACCACAGCGGCGUGGGCCGCACCGGCACGGUGAACAGCGUGGGCAGCAACCAGUCCAUCCCCAGCAUGUCCAUCAGCGCCAGCUCCCAGAGCAGCUCCGUCAACAGCCUGCCCGACGCUGCCGACGCCGACAACAAGAGCGAGCUGGACCUGCUGGAGGGCGACCGCACAGUCAUGUCCAACAACUCCGUCAUCCACCUCAAACCCGCGGGGGAGAGCUACCAGGAGGAGGAGGAGGAGGAGACUGAGCCCCAGAGCAGGCCCUCUGAGCCGGGCCAGUCUCCUCCCAGUCAGACACCCCGCAGACCUCUCCGCAACCGCGAGCACUUCGCUACCAUCCGCACCGCCUCCCUGGUGACGCGUCAGAUCCAGGAGCACGAGCAGGACUCUGAGCUGCGUGAGCAGAUGUGGGGCUACAAGCGCAUGCGGCGGCAGCACCAGAAGCAGCUGAUGGCCCUGGAGAACAAGCUGAAGGCCGAGAUGGACGAACACCGCCUGCGGCUGGACAAGGAGCUCGAGAGUCAGCGCAGCAGCUUCUCCUCCGAGAUGGACAAGCUUAUCAAGAAGCACCAGGUCGCCAUGGAGAAAGAUGCCAAGACCUUUGCCAACGAUGAGAAGAAAUUCCAGCAGCAUAUUCAGAGUCAGCAGAAGAAGGAGCUCAACAGCUUCCUGGAGUCGCAAAAGAGGGAGUAUAAACUCCGCAAGGAACAGCUGAAAGAGGAACUGAAUGAGAACCAGUCGACACCAAAGAAGGAGAAGCAGGAGUGGCUCUCCAAGCAGAAGGAGAACAUCCAGCACUUCCAGGCGGAGGAGGAGGCCAACCUGCUGCGUCGCCAGAGGCAGUACCUGGAGCUGGAGUGUCGCCGCUUCAAGAGGCGGAUCCUCAUCGCCCGUCACAAUGUGGAGCAGGACCUGGCCCGGGAGGAGCUGAACAAGCGUCAGACGCAGAAGGACCUGGAGCACGCCAUGCUGCUGCGCCACCACGAGUCCAUGCAGGAGCUGGAGUUCCGUCAGCUGAACAUCAUCCAGCGGCAGCGCGCCGACCUGAUCCGCACGCAGCACAUGACCGAGCUCACCAACCAGCAGGAGUACAACAAGCGCCGCGAGCGCGAGCUGCGCCGCAAGCACGUCAUGGAGGUCCGGCAGCAGCCCAAGAGCCUCAAGUCCAAAGAGCUCCAGAUCAAGAAGCAGUUCCAGGACACGUGUAAGAUCCAGACGCGUCAGUACAAGGCGCUGCGCAACCACCUGCUGGAGAACACGCCCAAGAGCGAGCACAAGGCCGUGCUCAAGCGCAUCAAGGAGGAGCAGACGCGUAAGCUGGCCAUCCUGGCCGAGCAGUACGACCACUCCAUCAACGACAUGCUCUCCACGCAGGCCUUGCGUCUAGACGAGGCGCAGGAGGGUGAGUGUCAGACACUGCGCAUGCAGCUGCAGCAGGAGCUGGAGCUGCUGAACGCCUACCAGAGCAAGAUCAAGAUGCAGACGGACGCGCAGCAGGAGCGCGAGAGGAAGGAGCUGGAGCAGAGGGUGUCUCUGCGCAGGGCACUGCUCGAACAGAAGACACAAUCAAGCUAUUGUGCUCAGCCUCUGUUCACACCUUGCAGUCCUACUCAACACGCCUCACUCACUGGCUCUACCCAGAUCGAGGAGGAGAUGCUGGCCCUGCAGAACGACCGCCUGGAGCGCAUCCGCUCGCUGCUAGAGCGGCAGGCGCGCGAGAUCGAGGCCUUUGACUCGGAGAGCAUGCGCCUGGGCUUCAGCAACAUAUUGCUGGCCAACAUCUCCCCGGAGGCCCUCAGCCACAGCUUCCCCGGGGCCCCGGCCAGCUGGGCCCCCCAGCAGCAGGGCCCACACCACUCCAGCAGCUCCCAGGGGCCCCACUGGGGCAGCGGAGGGAGCGGGGGCAGCCAUCAUAGCGGCAGUGGCGGCAGCGGCCACCACUACUACCACUCCAGUCCGGGAGGGAGCCAGAGCAGCGGAGGCUCGCCGUGGGGCCACCCGUCGUCGGGGGCCAUGCCAAAAAGCAGCGUGGGGGUGGCGCGCAACAGCCCCCAGGCCCUGAACAGGACCUCGUCGGGGGGCCACGGGGAGCAGCCCAUGAGCAGGAGCACCAGCAUCACCUCGCAGAUAUCCAACGGCUCCCACCUGUCCUUCAUGUAAUGCUCCCCAGCACAGCACAGCACAGCAGGGCCAGGUCAAAGGUCAGGGUCACGGUCAAGCUCUGCUACAGCCUACACUUCAGAGGGAGCGAUAGGGACAUGGCACCUCCUCUUCUCUUAGCGCCUCCUCUCUUCUCUCUUUCUCUUUUCACUCUUCAUUUGGCUCUCUUCCUACUCUACUUCCAUUGUCUGUGUGUGUGUGUAAAUGAGUGAGUCUGUGUGUGUGCGUGUGAAAAUGAGUGAGUGUGUGGGUGUGUGUGAUUUUUAAGUUGUGCAGUUUUGUGGGUGUUUACAUUGCAGUGCACUUGCCCAGCACAGGUCAGCCCAGUGCACGUUUGUCUAUAAAUACAUAUAAACACUACUUCUGUUACAGUCUCACAGCAUUGAAUUUGAGUUUUUCUUUAUUUUAUUUGAACCCCCAAACUUUGUUUUUUUCCAGUUGUUUUCUUCCAAAAAAACAGCUUUUUGUUUUAAAAAUUGCCCCUUAAAACCCAAACAAUAAGGACUUGUGUGGCCUCUAUCAUCAGGAUUAGUGUUGUGGGGCAGUGAGAGUCUCGGAUGUGCUGUGGAGAAACACUGGCCCACCUCCACCCAGCCGCAGAAGUCCCCCUCCACCUGUCCUCGUACCAGAGCAGGGCUGGAGGUGUGGAGGGGUUGGAGCAGGGUGGUCCUUAAGUAUGUCCCAUUCACUCCACAGAUCAUGAAGUGGACUGCAGUGAUGAAGCUACAGGAUAAUUUAAUUGACAUAGUUUUUUCUGAACAGGGUGUCGACAUUGCUUUGCAGUGUAAUAUUUGCCAUACCCUUUCCCUUUAUUUAAUCAUAGACUUCUUUCUGUCCUUCAUUCUUGAGAGUUUUUUUUAUGUAAGGUGACUUGAAGAUGAGUUAGCGUGUCCAGGUUUUUGCUAAGCUCCUUGAAAUGAGAUUCAGGUAUGAAACUUGUUAACAUGUUUUAUUAUUCUCCCCCUCUAUAGCCUAGCUCUUGUAUCAAAGCAGGGGGGUUGUAGGGGUUGCACUUUUGAACCCUCCCCCCUGUCUCUGAGCGUGCCGUCAUGUGAUCUGGGUCUUGCUCGGUGGUGGACUGUGUGGACGAACCCCAACAGACCCAGGUUGAGUAAAUGUUCCCAGCGUUUGGCAUGUGGGCCAAUGGGAGGAGAGCUCCUCCAAGUCCUCUUCCAGUGAGCUCGGCACAGCCGUUAUGGGGAAUGUGCCUCCUCCCUCCCCUUUAAAGCGGGCUUGGAUGUGCAAGGCAGGGCCAGCCGAACGCACCCCCCCAGUCAGUUCCCGUUAACAUGCACAUGGGGUCCUGGAAAUGCCCAUCUUGAUUUAAGAGGCCAGAGUCUUCUCUAGGCCCAAGGAGAGGAUGUUACAUUGCAUAUGAGCGGUCCAGUGCUGCAGAAAGGCUGCCUGCCCUGCCACCUAGUGGCGUGUUUGUGAUAUACAGUUGCUCCCAGGUUUGUAAGGAUUAUUUGUGUCGUUUGUUUGUUUGUUUGUUUGUUUAUUGUUGUUGAACAACAAUAGCCCCAGCUCCCGUGUCAUACUAACAUUCAGCCAUUGGGUGUAACUUAUUGUAUACUUCCCAAGGAUUAUUAGGGAUCCCAAAGCCAAAAGCAUAGUGUUCAGUGCCUUGAAAUGAUUAUUUAGUACUGAAGUAUGUACAGUACUGAGCAGAAUAAUGAAUGUUAUAUUGUUUCAGAUAUAGUCCCAAAUGAAAAUUAUAUUUUUCAAAUGCAUAUGUUGAAAUGUGCUGUAAUGUAAGAGAUAAAGAUUGAUGAGGUAUCUAUCCCAUGCCAGCAAACAUGCAUAGAGUUUACGCCAAACUAAUCGCAGUGUUAGGACAGUGGUCAUUUUCCAUGGUGCCUUGUAUGGCAGCUGCCAAGUAGAAGCACUUUAUUACAGCUGUCAGAUGGGUUUCUAAUCGUGUGUGUGUGUGUGUGUCUGUCUUGAAGUGAUGCAAGCCUGAACGCCCAGGUGUACUUGCACAUAAUAUGUUUAACUGGUUGAUGAUUCAGAAUGUACUGUAAUGAGAAGUUACUUGUUUUUCUUUGCCAAGCUUGGUCAUGUGUUAUUAGAAGGUUUAGGUAGUCAGGUGAGUUAGGCCAUCCUUAAAAAUAUUUUCGUUUGCCGUAACCCGACCGACCCUGUCAAUUUAGAACCGACCCAAAUAUUUAUUUUUUUCCCCUUUUAGUCCGACCGACUUG